Messenger RNA from Priapulus caudatus, 2803 nucleotides. RefSeq lists its product as uncharacterized. The coding region runs from base 559 to 2541 and encodes 660 amino acids. The record is from RefSeq and is a predicted model, not a curated record. Gene Ontology annotation, molecular function: DNA binding. Lineage: Eukaryota; Metazoa; Priapulida; Priapulimorpha; Priapulimorphida; Priapulidae. The transcript is spliced from 7 exons. Gene Ontology annotation, biological process: regulation of DNA-templated transcription.
CAAACUGCGAUUGAGUGGAGUCUCAAAGGUCGCUGUGUCGCAGCUUAAUUAGCAUAGGUCGUUCCUCAUCCGCGAUGCGCACACGCGCGUCGUGUUGAUUUAAGAUCCGGCGCGUUCACUCGUGAACACAUUUCAGCGUCUACACGUGAUUGCUAUGUAGACGAGGACCUCUCAGCACACAGGAUUCUAGGCGUCGUGCGAUCCGGCGGUCGAGCGGGACAUUACAAACCCGUGCAGAGAUCAUCGCUUGCUGUUUUGACAACGACCUCGUUAGCACUUAGCACCGAUCGCUACACCCCUGGUUUAGUAAUUUUAACGAUGUUUUCCGGACGCUAACGCAGGUUUGUUGCACGUUCUGGUGCUAGGUACCAACCCGAGUCGGGUCGCUCGUAAUAAAAGAAAUCCUUCUUACUCCUCGGGUGAUAAACGCAGCGGGUUCCUUAUAGAGCUGCCUUCGACUGCGUGUCACAUCGUGCAGAGCUGAGAUAUGCACUUGUAGUUAUUCUUUGUGCUUCGAAGACGUCAAUUAGACGACAGCGCUCUGCGUGUGAGAUCAACAUGGCGUCUCAUGUGGAUACGCGGAAAACAGUAAUAAGUUACAGUCCGUAUGCACCGACGUUCACGCGAUCGCCGCUUGCGGACGUCUCCUCACAUCUAAAGACUGCUAUCAAUUGGCACGAACAGGACAGAAUGUCGACGAGUGACGCGCACCGCAUUGCUAGCAAUCCGUCGUCCGAGAAUUGGCCGAGUAUAUGCAACGAGAGACGACAACCGUCGACGCAAUCAUCAAUUCGAGAAGCUCGCAAAGGUCAGCCGACAACGGAGCCGACGACAGACGACAAUGACGAUGGCAUCAUCGACGUCGGCCAAGAGGAGCCGUUUAUUACCAGGAAUGCGCCCUUCGCGAGUACGGCGGGUGUCCGUAAGCAACCGCUGGGUUCACCGCGUCAGGAUCUCGCGACGAUCAACGGUAAGCCUCUGGCGUCGCACUUCGGCGUCGGCAGCGAAGUUGAGCAGCGUUUAAGCGCAAGGUCGAUGCUAUCACGUAACGACGCGAUGAUGAACAAUCUCGGUGGCCGACCAGGCUCCGCUAGCCGAGAAAACGAGCAUACGUCAUCGAAGGGUCCAGAUGAAUAUCUGUCCUGCGUAUCGAGCUCCUUGAGCUCGCAGCAGCAGUGGAUGCUGCACAGUGGUAGCGCUAAUGGUGACCACCUGUGCUCCCAAGAUGACCUUGGUUAUCACUCGUCUGAGGUCGCCAGCAUCAGCUCAGACACGAGAAGCAAAUGCGGAAGCUGCGACAGUAUUAACACGCUGGGGAGAAAGUCGGCGAGUCCUGCUGGCUCCGUCAGCCAGCUGAGUCCAAUGAAUCGUCAUGACAACGGCACGCUCGCAGCACACGGCGGGCCGCGGCGCACGGGAUCGCGCGUGACGCCCUACGACAUCCCUGCACAGAGCACGUUGGAGAGAAGCGGGAAGCCGCCGCCGCUAUCCCUGGCCUCGUCGUCGGCCGUCGCCGCUCCGUCGUCUCCCGUGCUGCCUUCGCCGUUCUACAGCCCGCUCUGCUUUCCGGCCAGUCCGUUCUACGGCAUGCACGCCGUACCGGGGCCGCAUUUCUCUCCGUCGCUAUCGGGGAAAUAUCCCGUAUCUCCGUUCACGCCGGUUGCGCGUUCCGGCUUCGCCAUCACGGCCGACGCGUUCCUGCCGCCGACGCCGACGAUGUCGCUAGCGCAAACGGCGCCGUACGCGAUGUUCGCGACUGUACCGCCACCGGGGAGCUCUCCGUAUCCGGGGUUGUCGCCAUCGUCGGUGUUCCAGAUGCCUGCACAUGCGGUCGGCUACGGCAUGGGCGGACAGCCCCCGUUCACACAAUAUACGCUGCUGCAGGAUGCCGCGGCAACGUGCAGGUCGCACCCGCUCUACCCACUUCUUAGAGACAUGGUGCUCGUAGAUGAUACGUUUGACAGACCGAGCAGCCCAAUACAUCUGCUUUACUCUCUACCGUCUGAUCUCAACGCACUCAUACAGAAAUAUCUCGAUAAAAAUCCACCCGCCGCGAACAAGAAGGCGGUUAGCGGCAAAUGCGAUCAGAACAUGGAGCGGGUGUUUAUGGAAUCUCUACGCCUCACACACGAAUCUGUGAUGAGAAAAAUAGAGCACAGACGAUCACUCGAGAAAGAAGGAAAGCUCUUUUCAAGGUCAUCGAACGCAAUUGAUGAUUUCUUCGAACGGUUCGAUAAAACACUGAAGAACAAUAUGGAUGUCAACGACGUGCGUGUAGAGGCGAAACACAUGACACUCGCUACGGAUUUAUCUGCUGCAAGAAGAGAAAACGGAAAUCUGCCAACGGAGGCCGUGCGCACGAUGAAGCAGUGGUUGCUCGCUCAUCUGGAGUAUCCCUACCCGAACGACGACGAGAAGGAUGCGCUGAUCAGACAGACGCGCCUCUCAAUCCAGCAGAUCAACUACUGGUUCACGAACGCUCGCCGACGUCUCGUGCCUAACAUGACGAAUGGCGUCGGGCCGACUGUAGCCUAUAGAUAGGUCUGGCAACGACUAUCCGUCACUCGCCUUCUGUAAUAUACGACAUAAUUACGAUGGUCCCGGUUCACAUGCCGUAUUUAUAUAUCGAAAAGGGUCGUCGCUGCGAUUAUUGCGCCAUUUGUGUGUGUGUGUGUGUGUAUGCGUGUGUGUAUGAUUGCGUGUGUUAGCGUGUACAUAAUAUUGUGUGAUGUGUGUGCGCGCGCGCGUGUGUGUGUGUGUGUGUGUGCGUGCGUGUGUUCGUGCGUGCGCGUGCGUGUGUGUG